Messenger RNA from Podospora pseudocomata, 1689 nucleotides. RefSeq lists its product as uncharacterized. The coding region runs from base 1 to 222 and encodes 73 amino acids. NCBI's taxonomy places the organism in Eukaryota, Fungi, Ascomycota, Sordariomycetes, Sordariales, Podosporaceae. The transcript is spliced from 2 exons. The record is from RefSeq and is a predicted model, not a curated record.
AUGGCUGAGAAUACGCAGAAUGAUGUCGACGCGGAAGUGCCGCGGAUUCUCGCAGUUAACAUCAGCUGCGCCGUCGGCCAGCUAGCUGACUACGGCAAAGACCUCUGGUAUGCCAUCGAGCUUGACUUGGACCAUGAUAUCUUUACGAAGGACGUCGCGCCUUCGCCCAGCUUUCUCGAAAUUCCUGUUGUGGUACACCGGGUUGGAACAUUUCUCGUUUGAACAGUGGCAUCUUGACAAUCAGCCUGUCACAUGGAUGAUAUUGAUCCCGAGUUCGGGUUUGCGCCAUUGGGGUGGUAACUGAGCGUCGGGACUGUGGUUGCUGCACGCAAGGACAAAAAGCCCUUCCUCGUUCAGCAUUUGGAGUGCCUGCAUCAGUACGACAGCGCAAUCCUGGAUCGCUUUGGCGACGGAGAGGGUCCCCCGAAAGACAUGUACAGUCGGCAGGCAUUUGAGAGAUUCUGGAACGAGUACAAGGCCGAAAGAGCGGAUGAUUCGACUUGGAGGGAUGUCAAGUCACCUUAUGAGGUUUGAGGCUCAUAGUUGACCCCGUGGUUCUUGCUGGGAGAAUCUCAAGGGAAACAAGGCAACAAUCGUAGAUAUGUAUCUAUCAAUCAAUCUACAGAACAACACCCGUCACUUCAAAAGUCUGGACCAGCUUCUUUUCAAAUCUUGACCAGAACUUCUUCCCACUAAGCCGAGUAUCACUGUACUCAACAUAACGACUGCCACUCCCAAUCUGUGUCGCCCACCUCUUGACCACCGAUCCAUCCGACCCAACGGCUCCAAACAUCCCCAGAUCAAAAUUGAUAUACUGGGCCUCCCCCCAGUUAACAGCCACAAUCACCAGCUUCCUCGCCUUCUCAUCAUAAGCCGCAACAGCGUAAUCACUCCCCCCAUCCAAAAUCCUCAUCCCCGGCCUGAUAUGCCUCGCAAACUGCGCGAGAACAAAAUACUUUUGGUUCACCUGCCCGAUCGUCUUCCUGUCAUUAUCCGCGUCAAUCAAACCCCACCCACCCCCAUCCAAAACCUGCCAGUACACCCACGCCAUCGGCCUCAACCACCGCAUAUCCAGCAGCAAAUUACUCACCAACCUCUCCCCGGUAGCAUCCGCCUCCCCAUAUUCACUCUGCCAAAGCUUCUUCCCCGCCUUGUUCACCAUAUCAAACAGCACAUCCCUCCUUCCCUUUUCAUACUGAUACCCAUGCACAUUCACCCUCACCACUGCUCCCAUCACAGUCCUGUUGCCCUCGAAUUUCCUGAGUGUCUCAACCGCCUCGUCGUAAUGGCUCUCGUCCGAGGCGGAAAUAACCACCCCUUUCAACCCCCGAUUGUCCAGUUCCUGCCUUAGAUACCCCACCACGGCGAUCUGGGUGGAGGCGUCGAAGUGGCAGCCUUCUUGCGUGCCGGUCUUGCCGUUCCACCAGUUUGCUGACGGCUCGUUGAAUGGGUCUACUGAUGUGAAGCUCACUCCCCAGUUUUCUGCUGCGUAUUUCGCCACUGUGGCCAGGUAGACAGCAUGGUUUUGGUAGUUCCAUGAUUGGAGGUUGUCGGAUCUGCCGUCGUCGGAACCGGAGGGGUUGUGGUUUUUGCACAUCCACCAGAUUGGGGAGUUGGAGAAGAGCUCGAGGGUGGUGGCGCCGCGGGAGGAGGCUUUGAGGAGCAUGGAGCGUUGGUUUGGGUCGGCGG